AUGCCCCACGGUGUGGCUAAACCACCGUCAGUCGUUGCUGCAGCUCCUUCUCCACCGACGAAUACACCGCCGCCGCCAUCGCUACCGUCAACACCGAACCAAUCCACCAACCGAGCGGGGACCGUACCCCCGGGCAGCGAGCUUUUCCCCGAUCCGCCGACCACCGAUAGCACGAUCGCCGAGAAGCAAACCGCAUCGCCUGGUCAAAGCGACCGGUGCGAAGGGCCAAACGAUACCAACACACCGGGCGUGGACGCCCCACACGAGGGGACGACGUGCGCGACGACGACGGCCGCCAGCACCACCAUCACGGCGAACAGUUACUCGAGGAACAAGUCCACCACCCGUAGCUGGCCGGUGAUCCAUCGGAACAAUUCCUACUAUCGCUAUCCGGCACAGGGCGCGGUAGGUCUGGCCGGUGGCAGCGGUGGUGGUGGUGGCGGUGGUGGCACGGCGAAUGCAACGCAGUAUCAGUCUUCGACGUACCGCCGACAGCACGGGUAUCUGCAGUACGACUACGAUGCCCCGCUGCCCGGUGUAAACUACUGUCCGACCAAUGACACCAACAACAACAGUCUGCUCGGCUACUCGGCUACGAACGCCUCGAACAGUGACUACCAGUAUCUAGCGGGCGGUUAUCCCGCGUCAGGACCACCGGACAAAUCGCCCAGCAUCGACAGUUGCUACUAUUAUCAACACUACAGCUUCAGCACGCCGAUGCAGCAACCAUCGGCCAUGACCACCGUUCUUGGGGGCCAGGGUGGGGCAGCGACCACCACCACCACCACAGCCGGACUCAGCCACCAUCACCAGCAAACGCCAUCCGGCAACGAUGGUGGCGGGUGCUGCUCCUCGAUACCGCCACCGAUACUGUUCCUCUUUCUCACGCUGCUCAUGACCUCGAGCGCGACCGCCAUGCUCUGUGCCGCCAUCAUGACCGACCACUGGGAGCACGUGUCCUGGGACCGCAACAGCCUGGACCGGAUCAGCAACGAGACCGCCACCGAGCUGCACUGGUACCUCGACGGUCGGGCCGCCAAGAUACCGCUAAAAGGGAAAGGGUUGCCAAACGUGCACCACAAACCGCACCACCAUGUGCCGGGACCAACCACGCUCCGACCGCCGGCCGUCACGGAUGACCGUGCCGGCGUAUUUCUGGUGCCGAUGAAUGGUGGCAUCUGGACGCUGUGCAUCGACCUGACGGCGGACGAGAUACGCACCAUGUCGAAGGAUGGCUUCCCGCAGGUCGAACAGUGCGUCAACUAUCUGGCCGGCACGAUGGAGAGCGCCCAGGGCAACGACGAGGACGCCAGGGCCGAUUGGCAACACAGUGAGUCCCAGGCCUCCUUACAUCCGCAUUUAAGAAUGCAGAACCUGUCGAUAUCCUGCUCGCUGGUGUGUCUCAUCAUACUCGGUAGCGCGGCACUGGUGGGUGCUUUCGGCGUCUGCCAGCGGCAGAUCAGUGCGGUGCUGGUGACCGGUGUGAUGUACCUGUUAGCUGCCCUCUUUGCACUGUUCACGCUGAUGAUAAUACACUUCAAGCGACAACAGGGACGGCCGCUGCUCGACAGCGACUUCGAUGGGACCAUCGACGGUGUGGUGGCGAUCAAGGGGACGGCACGGGCGGCAUCGAAGUUUCUGGGCGCACGCAUCUUCGUCACCGCCUGGAGCCUGGAGCUCGGCUGGGGCGGUGUCGUCCUGUGCACCUUCACCUCGUUCCUGUGGAUUCUGCUGUCGAAAAUUAUGCGCUUCAACCCACUGUCGGCGAUGAUUUGA
Messenger RNA from Anopheles cruzii, 1776 nucleotides. RefSeq lists its product as uncharacterized. The coding region runs from base 1 to 1776 and encodes 591 amino acids. Lineage: Eukaryota; Metazoa; Arthropoda; Insecta; Diptera; Culicidae. The record is from RefSeq and is a predicted model, not a curated record. The transcript is spliced from 5 exons.